GAUCAUAGUUUUAAUAUAUUUUAUUCUAUUAACCAAAUAAAUCACUAGAAAAUUUUUAUAUUAUUGUUAAUUUUGUUUUUUAUUAUAGACACAUUUUCUGUUAACUGUAAUCAUCCACUAUUUUUGUAAGAAUUGAUUACUAACAACGAUAUUUUGUUUAAUAUAAUAUCAACAACGAUUUUUAACUCUUAUGGCACUCAAUUGCAUUUAACAUUUCUAUGAUGUUAAUAUUCCCCUCGCUGAUCCAUUCCAUGUAUUUUACAAUAGUACAAUAACACAGCAACACAAAACCCAUUUUUUGUAUAUUAAAUUGAAAUAUUUUUGUUUUAUAAAUUCUUCUGAUUUAAUAUUAAUAUUGUCGAAGAUAAAGUGUAAUUUUAAAUAAUAAUUUGUUGUACACUAAACUUUGUAAUUCUCACUUGGAUCGUUUUGUAGAUUAUUUCAAAUUGAGGAUUCUGUUUAAACGAAAACAUUUCGUUUAUGUUAAUAUUCUUCUAGAAAUCUAUUCUAGCCGUUUGUAAUUAAGUUGUGUGUUUCCCCUGUACAACUCAAUUAUAUGUGAUUCAGGAUGGCAAGCCCUUCACUACUUAACGAUAGUAGUCUCAAAAACAGACCAGUCUCAAGACUACUCUCACUGGCGAAGAAAAGGCACGAAAAGUAUUCAUUUGAGACUGAAGCGGAAGCUUCGAAAUCAGACGUCAAGUGCUACGACAAGGUGACCUCGACACAGUCGCAGUUUACAUUCGAGAACGAGCCACUCACCGAGUCAAAAGCAGAUGUAAAGUCAAGUGACAAGCUCGUUGAAAAGGAAGGAUCACAAGUUUACGAAAACUCCCCGACUGUAGCCUCCAAGGCCGACUUCAAGUCUUACGACUCAGUUGUUGAAAGGCCAGGAGACUAUUUGUUUGAAAACGUUCCCAUGGUUUCAUCAAAGGCUGACUUUAAGUGUGGUGACGCCGUUUCUGAAAAAUCUGGAGAAUAUCUGUUCGAAAACCAGCCACAGGUGUCAACUGCCAACGUCAGAGCAUCAGAUACCUUGUUCGAAAAGGUUGACAGCCUAGUAUUUGAAAACCAACCCCAAUUAUCCAAGGCCUUUGCUAGGUCCUCAGAUCAACUAGAAGAGAAAAAAGAAGUCGAGGUAUUUGAAAAUGAACCCGAGGAGUCUAAGGCUAACGCCAGGGCCUCUGAACAGUUAGAAGAGAGAAAGCAAUCACAAGUUUUCGAAAAUGUACCGGAGCUUUCAAAAGCAAACGCAAGAUCCUCUGACCAGCUGGACGAAAAAGGCGUAUCACAGGUGUUUGAAAAUGAACCUGAACUAUCAAAGGCACACGCAAAAUCAUCUGAACAGUUGGAAGAGAAAAGCCAGUCACAAGUUUUUGAAAAUGUACCUGAAGAGUCCGUGGCCCACGCUAAGUCCUCUGAGCAAUUGGAGGAGAAAAAAGAGCCACAAGUUUUCGAAAAUGUACCAGAUGAGGUCUCAAAAGCUGAUGUCACAUCAUAUGAUCCUUCACCGGAUCUCUCAAAAUCCCAGACGGUGUUCGAAUGCCAGAGGAGCACAGUAAGUACUGCCGAUUUUAGCGCAUUCAAACCAUUGGAGCCUAAAUCGCAGUGUGUUACAACAUUUGAGGCUCAAACAUCACAACACAGCACUGCAGAUGUUGUGUACGACAAGUUCGACACCCCAAUGAAGGAACUCUCUGAAACCAUGAGCAAGUGUAGACUCGAUGAGUAAACCGUUUUAUAGAAAUAUAAUAUUCAAUUUAUUUUUAUUAUAUCAUAC
This is a messenger RNA of Theileria parva strain Muguga, 1780 nucleotides long. RefSeq lists its product as uncharacterized. The coding region runs from base 569 to 1732 and encodes 387 amino acids. The record is from RefSeq and is a predicted model, not a curated record. The transcript has a single exon. Lineage: Eukaryota; Apicomplexa; Aconoidasida; Piroplasmida; Theileriidae.